UGCAUAUGCAGCUGUCACAAAAACAAAAACAGAGCAUUUUCGGGUCCGAGGUGUGUACCUUUGCGUUAGAAAAUAGGAAAGUUAUCAAUAAAAUUAGUAAUUUUGUAUUGAGCCAGGAAAAACCUUCCAUAAUGGAAACUCAGAACGCUAAUUUAGGACGUGUGAAGCGGGUGAUUCAAGCGCCCAAGCCGGAACCCACAAAACCAACGACCAGAUCUGAGAAUGUUUCGAAGAAAAAUGAACCAGCACUGAAUGUGGACUCCCUGCGGAACAUUGCGUGCUGCCUGUGCUUUGAAACGAAACCGGAUGUGCCCAGAGUUUCCGCGUUCAGUCCAUUUGCUGAUCGGGCGUUUUUGAGCGAUAUCAUUCAAACUUGUUUCGGAGUGGACAUCGAUGAGGAACACUUUUGCACCGAAGUAUGCCAACGGUGUCUGGUGAGAAUUGAUAUAACGUGGAAGUUCUACACGCAGGUGAACGCCAAUGCCAAGGCAUUGAAGGAUUUAUAUCGCUCCAUGACCAUCAAAGAAGAACUAUCAGAAACCUGUAAUAUCAAGAAUAAGCAAGAGAUCACUAAACCUAAAAAGGUAUCGGGCAUCCAGAGUCAAAAUGUGCCGAGGUAUAAAAAACAGAUUGAGAAUACACCAAAGACUCGAGUGGCAAAUACGCCUAUAAGAAAAGAGAAAGAUAUUCCACUAGAACCUCUUAUCAGCACGAAACCGGAACCAUAUACAUCAUCCGACGAGGAAAGCGAUAGCGACAGCCUAACAGAGCAUCCCUUCUUUGCCGAGAAUUCGACGUCCGUCUACAACUGCCACCUCUGUCCGCAAACCUUCGACAAAUCCCAGGCGCUUCACGUUCACCAGCUGAAUGCCCAUGGGCCAGGCAACGAUCAGAUACUGUGCCACCUGUGCGCCAAAUGGUUCAGUCCUCGACACUUCAACGACCAUGUGCGAAACAUCCAUCAGGAUGAGAAGUGCGUUUGUACGGUAUGUGGCCAGACGUAUAGUUCGAGCACCAACUUGAUUCGUCACAUGCGUAUCCACACGAAGGAACGUCCGUAUAAGUGUAAACUGUGUCCUUAUGCGUGCAAUCAGUCAACGGCCCUCAAGCAGCACGUUUUAAGGGUACACAUGGGCGUGAAACCGCCCUCUAAGUCAAAGCCCAAGAAGCCCAGAAAGCCUAAAGUACCAACGUAUGCCUGCGAGAGUUGUGAUACCACGUUUUAUCACGCUCUAUCGCUUAACAGACACGUCUCAAGAGUGCACAUGGGCAUAAAACCACCGCCUAAGGCUCAACCCUCGGAUGGUGCCCCCAUAAAAGCGCGCGCUUCGCGACUCCUCCCCUGCCCAGUGUGCGACAAAUCGUUCUUCCUGCAAAGCAAACUGAUAACGCACCUCGAAGAAACCCAUCCGGACCACAAGGCGAACAUCAUCCAGUGCGAAGACUGUCCGGAGCGGUUCCUUAGGAAGCGAGGCUACUACAACCAUCGGCUCUAUCGGCACUCGGAGAAGACGCACAAGUGUGACCACUGCGGGGAAGUCCAACCAUCGGCACCCGUGCUGUACAAGCACAAGCAGAAAUGCUAUCAGAGCGAACUGGAAGCCGGGGGGUCGCAGCUGUAAAUGAGACUCUAAUGGUACUGUACAUAGUCAAAAGUUGUUCGACUCCCUUUUAUAUCUAAUUGAACUAUUACCUAUAAGGUUCGCGAUGUAGUUUAACAUAAGCUUUGAAAUACAUGAAACAUGAAAUACA
Messenger RNA from Aedes aegypti (yellow fever mosquito), 1752 nucleotides. Its product is annotated as zinc finger protein 676. Lineage: Eukaryota; Metazoa; Arthropoda; Insecta; Diptera; Culicidae. The transcript has 3 exons. Gene Ontology annotation, biological process: regulation of transcription by RNA polymerase II. Gene Ontology annotation, molecular function: zinc ion binding; RNA polymerase II transcription regulatory region sequence-specific DNA binding; DNA-binding transcription factor activity, RNA polymerase II-specific. Gene Ontology annotation, cellular component: nucleus. Bases 6 to 1622 code for a protein of 538 amino acids. The record is from RefSeq and is a predicted model, not a curated record.